Messenger RNA from Vigna angularis (adzuki bean), 4843 nucleotides. RefSeq lists its product as uncharacterized. Gene Ontology annotation, biological process: nuclear-transcribed mRNA catabolic process, nonsense-mediated decay. NCBI's taxonomy places the organism in Eukaryota, Viridiplantae, Streptophyta, Magnoliopsida, Fabales, Fabaceae. The record is from RefSeq and is a predicted model, not a curated record. The transcript has 7 exons. The coding region runs from base 259 to 3894 and encodes 1211 amino acids.
UUGAGUUGAGUUGAAGCCAUUAGACCAAAUUCUAACUGCAGAACUCCAAAGUCCACUUUUCAAACACCGCACUGCAUCUAUCUAUCUAUCUAUCUAUCUAUAUUUAAAUAUGCAAGUGCAACCUUGGAAGCCAACUCCAGAAAACUAAAACACAAUCUAAACAAAAAAAAAAAGCAAAAAAAAAAGAGGGAAGAAGAAUGGGAUGAAGCUGGAAAUCGAAAUCUUGCAGGGCAAAGAGAAGGCAUUGACAUUUGAAAGAUGGAGCAACGAAACCCUUCCCCGUCGCCGUCACCCGUUCGAGUCCUCAUUCGCCCUCCGUCUUCUCCCUCGCCGUCGACCACCGAUCAUCCUUCGCCGUCGCCGUCGCCGUCUCAGGCGCCGCUCCCACGCGCCUCCGAUGGCGUGGUGGUUGUCGGCUUCAUCGCGCGACGGCAUGACGAUUCCGCGCAGCUCCUCGACCGUGUCAUCGACUCCAACGUCUUUGCCUCCGGAAAUCUCGACGCCCCGCUCCUCGUCGACGAUGAGGAGGCGAGGGAGUGGUUCGAGCGGAGGAGAAUCAGCUACUUUCACGACCACGAGAGAGGGAUUUUGUUCCUUCAGUUCUCUUCCACUCGCUGUCCCGCAAUUCACACGGCUGCGGACGUUGCGACUCCGGGAUUUGAUUCUGCCGUCGAGGAGCACGAGUUCGGCGACCUCCAGGGAAUGCUUUUCAUGUUCUCUGUUUGUCAUGUUAUUAUAUAUAUUCAGGAGGGGUCACACUUUGGUUCUAGAAUUUUAAGGAAUUUUCGUGUGCUGCAAUCAGCUAAGCAUGCAAUGGCUCCCUUUGUUAGAUCCCAAACUAUGCCGCCUUUGCCGGCUAGAUCGCAUCCUUCAUCGUCCUCAAGAUCCGCUUCAGCAGCAAACAAUUCAUCUCCAGGUAGAGGUGGUGGUAACUUGAGUCGCAAUGUGUCGGCCAUAUCUCUCAUGUCAGGUUUAGGUUCUUAUGCUUCUUUGUUUCCAGGACAGUGCAUACCUGUCACACUGUUUGUAUUCAUCGAUGACUUCUCCAGUUUAUCUAAUUCCAGUGCAAAUGGGGAGGAUUCUUCAGAUAGUACUUCACUUAGUCAAUCGUCUAGUUUGAGUGGAGCAGCCAAGGGAAACUUGUCUGCUAAAGGUUCUGGUUCGGUAGUAGUGCUGGCACGCCCUGCAAGCCGAUCUGAAGGUGGAUUUAGGAAGAAACUACAGACAUCUCUUGAAGCACAAAUUCGCUUUCUGGUGAAGAAAUGCCGGACGUUAUCAGGUCCUGAAAUAACUCAUCCUGGCAUAAGGACUGCAGGUUCCUCAACUGCUGCCCCUUUGUUUUCACUUGAUGCAUCUAGGACAGUUGUCUUAUUAGACCGGUUUUCAAAUCAAAGAGGUGAGUCUCUUGAGUUUGCCAUUGGCCUUGUUGACGAUGUAUUAAAUGGGAAAGCAACUCCAGAUUCCCUUUUGCUUGAAAGCCAUGGUCAAAGUGCAACCAAAGAAGAUUUAAUAUCAGUUAAGGAGUUCAUUUACAGGCAAUCUGAUAUUUUGAGAGGGAGAGGGGGACUAAUUAAUACCAACAGUGGCUCAGCUGCUGGUGUUGGCAUGGUUGCUGUUGCAGCAGCUGCAGCUGCUGCCUCAGCUGCAUCUGGGAAAACGUUUACUACUCCUGAUCUUCCAAAUCUUGAAGUUUGGUUAUCUUCUAGUCGUCAUAUCUUGAGUGGAGUUCUCUGUGCAAAAGGUGGUUCCCUGGAUGAAUUUGAUAUUGUCAAAAGGAAACCUCAUUCUCGGAAUACUGUUUCAUCCUCAGCGGAAGGAUCUUUGAAGAAUACAAAUCCUUUAGAUGUUGCAGUAUCUUGGUUACAAAGUGGUAGAGGGUUGAACACUAAAUUCUCAACUAUGUGGUGCCAAAGAGCCAUUCCAGCCGCAAAGGAACUUUAUUUGAAAGACUUGCCUGCUUGUUAUCCUACUUCACAACAUGUGGUCCAUUUAGAUAAAGCAUUAAAUGCAUUUCGGUCAAUGGUGAAAGGACCUUCAGUGGAACUAUUUGCAAAAAAAUUGGAAGAUGAAUGCACUUCCAUAUGGAAAUCAGGAAGGCAACUAUGUGAUGCUGUUAGUUUGACAGGAAACCCAUGCAUGCACCAGAGGUAUGAUGCUGAAACCAGUAAUUCAGAUUUAGGAGCCUCGCCCAAGCCACAUUCAAGUGGCUAUUUUUUCCUUCACGCUUGUGCUUGUGGGCGUUCCCGACAGUUACGUCCUGAUCCUUUUGAUUUUGAAUCAGCUGAUGACAGUUGCUUCUCUGACUGUGAUAAGCUACUUCCUGCAGUCAAAUUACCAGAAACAGAAGUUGCAGCACCUGUUAAAUCUUCUGCUUGGAGUUUGCUUCGUAUUGGGGGUGCUAGCUACUAUGAAUCUUCUAAAGGCUUACUUCAAAGUGGAUUUUCUGCCACUGAAAAAUUUCUUUUGAAAUGGACAAUAUACCUAGAAAAAAAGAAAAUACCAAAUGGUUCUACAGAGAGUAUAGUGAAGCAAGGCUCUGUAAUUAGGGCACCCAAGGUUGAAUCCAUUGCAGAUGCAAAGAAAACUGGGGUUAUACAAACCCACCCUGCUGUGCUGAACGGAGUGGAAGACAUUGGAACAUCUUUAGAUGUCAUGAAGGUUGAUGAUAAAAAGAUAAGUUUUGGUAGAGGUUUCCCUAUUUUCAAAAUGAGAAAACCUUUUUCUGAGGUUGUUGCUGGAUCCACAGCUAGUGAUUCAGGAUUCCCUCCUCUUCAACAAAGGAAGUUUCCUACACCAGGUUCAGAAAAGGGUAUCAAACAAAGCAGGUCUACUAAUCAGACUGUUGAACAGAUUAAUGUAGCCAUUGAUCAUCAACUAUCUCAAAAUGUUUCAUCUACUCAGGGACAUGUUGAUGGCAAUGGCAACAAUAUCAGCAGGGACAGUGAUCCUUUUUUGCGGAUUGGUAGCAAUGUAGUACCUGUAUACUCGAAUGAUGUUGAAAAGAACAAAUCACAUUCUUUGAAGCAUGUAGUAGUAUAUGUUGGAUUUGAGCAUGAAUGCCCCCGUGGCCACCGUUUUCUGUUGAAUGCAGAACAUCUUGCCAAACUUGGUUCUUCAUACUCAUCAUCGGAAGAAUCUCAUGUAUCUUCUAUGGAGCCUUCUGGCAUAAAUCAGGCAGGUCAUACUAAAGUAAGCAAGAAUUCUUCCUGGAACAAAGUUCAUCGAAGCUCAAAUGAAAUUCUUUCUGUAGCCUCAAAUAAGGAGAGAGAUGUAAACAAAUCUAACGAAAUGAUUCCUAAUGGUGAUUCAAAUUCAGAUGGAUUAACACAUACGGACAUUUUGCUAAAGCAAUAUAAUUUGAACUCAACAAAUACAUUUGGAAAACCCCUGAAUCUUAUGAAGGAUUUUGGAGGAGAUAUUCAUGCUAUUAGCAUGGGUGGUGAUGAUCUUGCAUGGUCCAUGUUGAAUCAAAACUUGCCUAUCUACAUGAUCUGUCCUCACUGCAAGCUUUCAAGGAAUAACAAGGAUACACCAAAGUUUAAGUUUGCAAGUGGGAUCUCACAGCUUAAAAGAAUUUUUCUGGUGACACCCGCAUUUCCAGUGGUACUAGCAACAUGCCCUGUUGUACAAUUUGAGACAUCAUGCUUGCCUCCCUCAGUUCCAGAUCGUGAGAAAAAAUUGCAGUUUAGCCUUGGAUGUGAAGUGAUCUUGCCACCAGAGAGCUUCCUGACACUUAAAUUACCAUUUGUGUAUGGUGUCCAGCUUGAAGAUGGCAACAAACAUCCUCUUAACCCCUUUGAACAACAGCCUGAAAUGACUGCCUGGAUCGCCAAGGGCACAGUACUGAAGAUCUUGUCCAAGUGGAACAGUGAUGAGGGAUAUCAACCACAGUAAAAGCUUACUAAAAUUUUGAGUGGCGUUCCUAAGAUUGAAAAGGAAUGAAUGUCAACAGCUUCUCCAAAACUCAGGAUAAGUAACUCUGUGGAUGAUGGAUAUGUUCUGCAAUUGAAUUACUGAGAUGUAAUGGAAACUAGUGGAGUUCAUUAUUCAGGCAUGAACUGCUCUGUGGUACGCUUUCUAGCUUCUUCGUACGUUCUUGUAUCUCAUGUGAGUAUCUGCAAAUUUAUGAUUCAAUUAUUGCUGUCUGGAUUCAUUUGGAUGAUAUCGCCCUUUACAAAUGAAAGCAUUCCAUGAUUAGAAGGAGCCUGAGAUAUGUGCAUCAAUUACCAGAGAAUCAUAAUGGUCGCAGUAAUGUUUGCUUGCAGGUGAUGCUCCUCAAAGUUGUAGAUGAUGAAAGAUACGAUAGAUGGCAUGCGUAUACGUAGAAGAUCAUAUAACGAGGACACUCGCUGAUAUCUUUGAUGUACUGAUCUUGUUCUUCAACGUGAACCACAGUAUAUGAGCAAUGAUAUUGACCGUGUGCAUUUCAAUAUUAUGCCAAAAACACCAAAGGAUAAAAGGAGCAAGCGUGGUCUAGCCAGGAAAAAACCGUGCUCAUUGGUGUAUUUCUGAUUUCUUGAUAUCGUAAGCUUGCUGAUCAUCAGGGUGGUGAAAAAUGGUUGAACUGAAGCCUGUGAUGACCUCUGUGAAAGCCUAAAUUACUGUUCUUGAAAGUUGAAACUGUCGGCUUACGCAUUACGUCAUCUGGAGAACAAACUGUAAUUUUACGAGUGAACUUUCAUUUGUCUGUAGGGUUAGAAACAUUGCUCUUUUUUUUUAUUUCUUGAUUUUCAACAUCUUUAGUCAUUUAUUUUGUAAAAGUAAGUGAUUCCAUUCUAUUUCUCUUCGUUUUGUAUUAAAAAUGUUUAAGGAGAAUGCCAACUUUCAAAAUCGGAUGAAGUAA